CGGCGGAAGUGAGUUGUGACCCGGUUAGUUAAUCCCGGAAGACUGGUGGGAGCGACGAUGCUGCGCUAAUUCGGCUAGGUGGAGUGCCCUGUCUCACUACAGGAAUGCCCGGUCGAGACCAUGAGGAGCUUUGGGGGAGCCUUCCCGCCAUCGCCUCCUUGAAUGCAUCCUACUCGACCUCACUAUCCUUCACCUCCCCAAACAUGCUCCUACCACCUGGGAAGCGCAAGGCCAUCUCUGACGUCCGCCGCACCUUCUGUCUUUUUGUCACGUUUGAUCUACUCUUCAUUUCCCUCCUCUGGAUUAUUGAGCUGAAUAUCUCGAUCUCCAGCACUAUCUGGGAGAACCUGAAGACGGAGGUCGUCCAUUACAACUUCAGGUCUUCCUUUUUUGACAUCUUUCUCCUUGCGGUGUUCCGUUUUCUGUGUCUGCAAGUGGGUUAUGCUGCGCUGCGUCUGAGGCAUCGGUGGGUUAUUGCGAUCACCACACUAGUCAGCAGUGUCUUCCUUGUCAUCAAGGUCAUCCUGUCCAAUCUGCUGUCCCAGAAUGCCUUUGUCUACGUGCUGCCCAUCACCUCAUUUGUGGUGGCAUGGCUGGAGACCUGGUUCCUUGACUUUAAGGUGCUCUCCCAGGAGGCUGACGAUGAGAGAGCCUUUCUAGCAGCUGUGAACGCAGCAUGUGAGCGUGCACCCAUGAUCUACCCCAGUGCUGUGUCGGACGGACAGUUCUACUCCCCCCCUGAAUCCUUGGAAGGCUCAGAAGAGGAUCCUGAUGAAGAGGGUCUUGGCCGCAGAGCAGUCACUGCACAGGAGAAGGAAUAUGUGAGGCAGGGUCGCGAGGCAAUGUCCGUGGUGGAACAAAUUCUGGCCCAGGAGGAAAACUGGAAGUUUGAAAAGCAUAAUGACGUAGGAGACUCUGUGUACACUUUGGAAAUUCCGUUCCAUGGAAAGACCUUCAUUCUUAAGGCCUUCCUGCAUAGUCCUGCUGAGCUAGUCUAUCAGGAAGUCAUUUUGCAACCAGAGAAGAUGGUCCAGUGGAACAAAACCGUGUCUGCUUGCCAGAUCCUGCAGAGGAUUGACGACAACACUAUGGUAUCCUACGAUGUCUCUUCUGGGGCAGCAGGAGGAGUUGUGUCUGCCAGGGACUUUGUUAACGUGCGGCGAGUGGAGCGUAAGCGAGACCGCUACCUCUCUGCAGGCAUGGCCACGGAGCAUGAUGCCAAGCCUCCGCACAGUCGCUAUGUCAGGGGAGAGAAUGGGCCAGGAGGAUUUGUGGUGCUCAAAUCCAGCAGUAACCCAUCUGUGUGCACCUUCAUCUGGGUGCUCAAUACAGACCUAAAGGGUCGACUACCCCGCUACCUCAUCCACCAGAGUCUGUCUGCCACCAUGUUUGAAUUCAUGUCCCAUCUACGCCAGCGCAUCACUGAACUGCAGCCCUCUCUCCGCUAAGGGACACACAUCCAGGGCUAUGGUGUGCAGGGGAGAUGCCUGCUAGCUACAGUGCCAUAACAGGUUAGGAGGUGUCCCUGCAUAUUUUUAUGACCCCCUCCCCAACACACACCCGCACACACACAUUAACUGACACACACACACACACACACACACACACACACACACACACAUUGACUGACACACACACCACCACCUCCAGCCCCUGCCCAAAAAGUAUGGAUAGCGUUGUCCGUGUGAGGCACAUGCGCUGGAGGGGUAUGUUAAUUGAGAGAGACUUGUGACUGCCCGUUCACUACCACUCAUCUGAGGAGAAGAAGAGGAGUGCGAUUAUCAGAGAGGUUAUGCCUUGUUAUUCCUGGACAUCCAUGUUUCUUGUAAGUCACGGUCACAUCUGUAUUUAUAUAAAGACCUAUAUAGCCUACAUUGCUCCCCCUGCUUCACUGUGUAAAGAGUGCUGUUUUCACAACCUACCGAGGUGUCUGGAACCAAAAUUGACUGUAUUGACGCAAGAGGACUUAGUGAAACUCGUUCUCAAUGUGGGGGCUCUUCUUUCUAAAGAACCUCUAAAAACUGAAGGUAUGCUGCGAAAAGCGGCCUCGUCUCACUGAGCCUUAUCCUGCUGUGCUUUGUGUUAGCCAUUUAUUGGCUGCUAUUGUUUAGUUUUUUGUUUGUUUGUUUAUUUUGUCGUCUUAUCUGUGGUCCUCUGGUGCACCCGUCUAAAACAUCCACACAUCACUGCCACGUUAUCAACACACACUUUAAGUGGACUUCUAGAUGAUUCGGUUAAUUGGGGGAAUCAAGUUGCACAGUACCCUCGUCACCACUAGAGGGAGACACCACUGAUCAACCCAAACGUGAAUAGUGAGAGAUGAGCUCCUCUGGGUUUGCGUUACCUGUCUCAGAAAGCUGUUUGGUAAUGCUGGCGCACGUGUGAUGAAGUGCUUUCACAGGCUGAUGUGAAAGCAGCGGUCUGCCAGUUUCAUGUCACAUCAUCGAGAGCAGUCUAAAAAGAUGAUGGUAAUUAUAGCAAUUCAUCUGGAGCUGAAUUCUUACUCAAGCAAACACAUUUGUGCCAUCAACCUCAAGUGGCCUUCAGGCAAAAGAGAAACAUAAGUGGCUGUUGAAUUUUUUUUUUUAAGUGUACUGAAGCAUUUACCACUGACUUUUUGGCAGGUGUCCUCACAGAUUUUAAAAUGUGGAAGUUUUUUUUUCGACAGGUCUGAUAUUAUGGAGCAUCUGGAAGUUAUGUAUAAUCAGUGACAUGGAGUUCACUUGGCACGCAUAGAUUUUUACUUGUGUUCUGAAACAAACAGCUCGAUGUUAUUUACCUCCCAGGUCACACUUUGCCUGUCGAUGUGUACACACGUUGCAUAAAAGGCUGGUAUUCUAUAUUUGUGCCUUUCAGUCCCCCCAAAAACAAGGCACAACAUAGACUUUGUUCAGUUGUUUGCUCUCACAAGGACCAUAUUUAUCAGAGCCAGGCAGACAAAAAGCAUAAUUUUUCAACAUGUUGGCUGGGCUUGAAGGCAUAUUUGGUUUUGCAGUCGUUUCUUUCGGAAGAAAUCUGAAUUUAUCUGUCACAGUUGACUCCUGGUCAAACGGUUAGAAGAAGCAGUUAUAUGUAUAUAUAAGUUGUCAUUAAACUGUUUUACAUGUUGUACUGUACUGAGUGACACCUGUCAUUCAAUAUAUGGACACUGGGUGCCUUAAAUCGCAGAAACUAAAGCCAUCAGCCUUUUAAUUUUUUCAUUAGCCUUUUCAUCCCAGCUUAUUUAAAGCAAAAAAUAUGCCCUAUAAGGUAUAAGUGAAGCCUGCCCAAGUUUUUUCUUUUUACUGAUCCAGUAAUAUUUGAAUUUAUGUGUAUUAUAAUUACAGAUCAUCCAUGACAUAUGCUAAUUUAAAGCCAUUACAUGAAUACUGACCAACACAACUGUUGUAUGUUUUUUAUGGAAUUUUAACCAAACUUCAGUCUCUAAUAAAAUGUUUGU
This is a messenger RNA of Lampris incognitus (smalleye Pacific opah), 3439 nucleotides long. It is a transcript of the gene stard3, whose product is annotated as StAR-related lipid transfer (START) domain containing 3. Gene Ontology annotation, cellular component: late endosome. Gene Ontology annotation, molecular function: cholesterol transfer activity; cholesterol binding. NCBI's taxonomy places the organism in Eukaryota, Metazoa, Chordata, Actinopteri, Lampriformes, Lampridae. The transcript is spliced from 15 exons. The coding region runs from base 105 to 1448 and encodes 447 amino acids. The record is from RefSeq and is a predicted model, not a curated record.